Molecule: messenger RNA, 1608 nt
Organism: Drepanopeziza brunnea f. sp. 'multigermtubi' MB_m1
Lineage: Eukaryota; Fungi; Ascomycota; Leotiomycetes; Helotiales; Drepanopezizaceae
Source: RefSeq, a predicted model, not a curated record
AUGGCUUCCAGCCAGCGUCGACGAUCAUCAGUUAAUCGGGAGUCGGUCUCCUCGAUCCUGGCUGCAGGGGAACCGAGUAAACCGGCCGACCCCCCAAGCCCUCACAUUGGAACUUCCCCCAACAGGGCACACUUCGCAGAACCUCCUUCUCUGUCUGCCGGACGCCAUGCUCGAGCAAUGUCCUAUACACCCCGCCGGCCAAACCGGUUAUCCUUAUCCUUCCCCGUGGCACCGAGUCUCAGCGAGUCUGCGAGACCAACACCCACUUCAUCGGAAGCACCUACAUUUCCGUCAACUCCCGUUGAGAAGAUAGCUCCGCCAAACCCAGACGAACACGGCAAAUUUCUGGUUGCUCUCGCCGGACAGGAGAGGAAGGUGUUCGAGCUGAAGGAAGAACUCUCAAAGGCUGAAGAGGAGUUGAGGAUUCUGAAGAAACAAUAUGCCAAGUACGAGGCGGCCAAGAAGAGGGCAGAGCUGCGGCACGUCGAGCCACUACAGAGUGUCAUUACAGAUGGUGGUAACAGCGGGGAUCCCUCGGCCGUGCCUCGUCAGAGUGCCGAGCUCGACAGGCGAAGAGCCCUAUUGAAUAAUCUUAACCUCCCUAAGGAUUCGCGCCGGAAAUUCUCGGGUGCUCAUACCCGGGCACUUUCCCUGCUUUCUCCUGAAAGAUCCAAUUUCCAUCAGCCUCAGCCGUUCCCGCCUGUCCCAGAAUCUUCAGCUGAGAGAACCGGUUUCCCAAGAACCAUCCCGGACAUUAGCCAAGGGAUAAAGAAAACAUCUUCCAAUCGUGUAAAAGCAAGGCACUCUUACCAGAUUGGCGUGCCGCUUGGUGCCAAACAACUUGCCGAAGACCUCAAGUCAGGCUUAUGGACCUUCAUGGAGGAUCUACGGCAGGCGACGGUUGGGGAUGAGGCGGUCAAUGGUACCACAAGCCGAUCGACCCUCGACCUUGCCCACGGUGCUCCUGUCAAGACGAGCAGCAAAAACAGUCUGAAGGGCAACGACCGAGGCAAAUCCCCCAGGUCCAUGUCACCACGGACCUGGGAGACUCUGACAGGGAGUAGCCCGCUACUGGCUGGUUUAUCAGAUGAACCUGAAGCCCAAGCUCUCCCACGGGCAAAUUCCCCUUCGACCGUGAAGAAGUCUCGCCCUCUCUCCCUUGCUGCACCACCCUUAGGCGACCUUGACGACUGGGGGAACUGGGAUUCCCCAAUUCCCAAAUCACCCCGCUGGAGCGGAAGCUCCACGGUUUCAAACCCGGCUACACCGUCCAACGGGAACAACGCCGAUGAGAACGUCCAGUAUGAUAAAUCCUCCUCGCUACCGCCGUUUGUCAGAAUUAACAAGUCUAGAAUCAUUGGUCAGAACGCGGAUGGAGUCAGCACGCCUACCAUACGCACUGAUAUCCAAUGGCCAGCCCUAGAUAAUUUGAGCCCGGGCGCUCUGAAGGGUAAUCUGCAGCGCACCAUGUCGACCAUCAUGAAAGAGUGGGAGAAGUCGAUCCAAAUGCCGGUGCCGGCGGAGGAGCGUGCAGCUGGGGUUCCCACUGGCUCCGACGCCCCCCCUGCUGCCAGCACGACGGAGGACGUUGCCAUGAUGUCUCGAUGA